AUGGAUGGACCAGCCGGUAGUGGCAAAACUGUUACAUAUAAAUAUUUGAUUGCUGAAAUGAGCAGUAGGGGUGUUAAAUCUGCUACAGCUGCAUGGACUGGCAUGGCAGCAAAUCUUCUUACAAAUGGAUCUACGCUGCACGGGUUAUUUAAACUUCCUGUCCCAAUACUGGAUAACAGCACAUGUAAUGUGACUCCUAACUCUAUUCAGGGACAAUUUUUAAGGCAAGUUAGUUUGUUUAUGCUUGACGAGACACCCAUUAUUCCCAAACACGCUUUAAAUGCAAUCCAUUGGUUGUUAAAAGAUGUUAGCAACAACAACUUUCCAUUUGGAGGUCAAGUCAUUCUUUUUGGUGGUGACUUUAGGCAAUUUUUGCCUGUUGUGAAAAGAGGGAGACAAGCUGAAGUUGUAGAAUCAUGUAUAAAAUGCUCUUUACAGUGGCAAUGA
Molecule: messenger RNA, 447 nt
Organism: Hydra vulgaris (swiftwater hydra)
Lineage: Eukaryota; Metazoa; Cnidaria; Hydrozoa; Anthoathecata; Hydridae
Biological process (GO): DNA repair; telomere maintenance
Molecular function (GO): DNA helicase activity
Source: RefSeq, a predicted model, not a curated record